This is a messenger RNA of Nilaparvata lugens (brown planthopper), 1238 nucleotides long. RefSeq names its product odorant receptor 49b-like. NCBI's taxonomy places the organism in Eukaryota, Metazoa, Arthropoda, Insecta, Hemiptera, Delphacidae. The record is from RefSeq and is a predicted model, not a curated record. Gene Ontology annotation, biological process: detection of chemical stimulus involved in sensory perception of smell; sensory perception of smell. The transcript is spliced from 6 exons. Gene Ontology annotation, molecular function: odorant binding; olfactory receptor activity. The coding region runs from base 96 to 1124 and encodes 342 amino acids. Gene Ontology annotation, cellular component: plasma membrane.
CAAUUUAAUAAAUUCAUUUAAUAAAUCAAUUCAAUAAACUCAUUUCAAUUUCAGUUUCACCAGAAAACCUUUUUUCAUCUUUCCUCAAUUUUUGAAUGGACUUUUUUUGUAAUGCGCCCAAUAUUGUCGCAUGGAAUUAUUUCCAGAUCUUCAUGAUGAUCAGAACGCGAUCAGAAUUGCUGGACAUCAUUCAGAGUAUUCACGACAAAUACACGGCUGACGGAUCUCAUGCCGAAGUUGAGAACGAACAGAGUCGUAAAAGAUCGCUGUGGCUCAUUUCUGCCAUCACUGUACUGCAGGUUCCAACAUUUCUAGGAGGCAUAAUCAACAGCGAAUACAUAGGCAAUAAUGAGGAUAGCAUAAAAGCCAACAUACAUUUCGGUAGGAAGAAUCCAGAGCGACUUAUCGCCUAUCUUCCCUGGCUUCCUUAUGACUACACAAUUUCGCCAUACUUUGAAGUGACCAAAACUCUGAUGUACAUAGCGUUGACUAUGGGUUGUAUAUCAAUGAUGGUCCGAUACUCAGUAUUGCCUAUGCUAACUUUCUACAUUAAUGGGCAAUUCGAUAUGAUAGCUAAGCGAUUCGAGACUUUGAAAGCGACUGAUGAAAAGCUAGAUGAUGGAAGAAAGAUGAGAGAAGAGUCAAUACUGAAUGAUAUCAUAAGAUCACAUCAACAAGCUUUAAGUUUAUCAAGACGAGUUAUUGUUUAUUUCCGACCAAUAAUUGUUACAAAAACAAUAUUUUACUUCGGAAUUCUGGCGGAUCUUCUCUAUGCAGUUACGGAGCAAACUGCAGGCACCGCACAACAAAUAAACUGCUGCUUCUGUUUAAUGAGCUGUGGAUAUGAACUGCUAUUGGACUGUUGGUGUGGAGAAUAUAUUGCAAGAAAGAGUCAACUUGUUGGCUUUGCAGUCUACAAAUCGGAAUGGCACAAUAUGUCAUUCAAUGUGAGAAGAAGUUUGGCGAUUGUGAUUACAAGGGCACAGAAGCCAGAACAGCUCAAUGGGCGCACUGGGUUUAUACCCAUGUCACUGGAGACUUAUAUACAGAUUUUCAAAGCGUCCUACUCCUACUACACAGUACUUCAGAAUUUAAAUAAAGCUGAUCAACAACUACAAUUCUGAAACUUGAAAUAAAAGAAACACAAACUAUGUCAACAAUUCAACUGUGCAGCCAAAAUAUUCAAAUUGAAGCACUGUUAAUACUAUAUUAGUAAAUUAGUCUCAUAAAUGGUGAUA